GACGAGUUUCUUCAGUAGCAUUUGUUAAUCUUGCUUUGAAACGUAGAGCGCGGAAUCUAACGAUAGAAAUUCGUCGUGAGAAAAAGUCGAUCGUGUUUGUUGCUUAAAAGGAUACAAAUUUUUCUCCCAUUUAAAAGUCAACCAGUUAUGAUUUGAUUCAAGAAAAGAAUUUUCUUUAACGUAACGCUGCAAGCAUUUCCCCGCAGCAAGCGACGUCAAGUCGAAUUCUCGAGCUUCGCUAAUUGAAUUCCGGCCGCCGCAAUGUGGCCUGGAGUAUUACUUCUACUACUGUUACUAGCAGUCCUGCUGCAUCCAUCAAGAUGCUCGCAGGUAAAGGUGAACUAUCGGGAGAAGGAAAAGCAGGUGUUGGACAACAUCUUAGGGCCAGGACGAUACGACGCGCGUAUCCGGCCGAGCGGGGAAAAUGGAACAGAUGGGCCGGCCAUUGUCCGGGUAAACCUGUUUGUGCGAAGCAUCGCGACAAUUAGUGACAUCAAGAUGGAAUACUCCGUACAAUUAACAUUUCGGGAACAAUGGUUAGACGAGAGACUUAAAUUUAAUGACUUCGGAGGUCGACUGAGAUAUUUAACAUUAACAGAAGCCAAUCGCGUAUGGAUGCCGGAUUUAUUCUUUUCAAAUGAGAAGGAGGGUCAUUUUCAUAAUAUUAUUAUGCCCAACGUUUAUAUACGAAUCUUUCCAAAUGGUUCGGUUCUUUACAGUAUACGAAUAUCAUUGACACUCUCGUGCCCCAUGAAUUUGAAAUUGUAUCCUCUGGACAAACAAGUUUGCUCGCUACGCAUGGCCAGUUACGGAUGGACGACUACCGACUUGGUCUUCCUUUGGAAAGAAGGUGAUCCCGUCCAGGUUGUUAAGAACUUACACCUGCCUAGGUUCACCCUUGAAAAAUUUCUCACCGAUUAUUGCAACAGUAGAACCAAUACCGGAGAGUAUAGUUGCCUGAAAGUAGACCUGCUCUUCAAAAGAGAAUUCAGCUACUAUCUCAUCCAAAUUUACAUCCCCUGCUGCAUGCUCGUCAUUGUCUCCUGGGUCUCUUUUUGGCUGGAUCAAAGUGCCGUACCUGCUCGAGUAUCGUUAGGCGUGACAACACUAUUGACGAUGGCCACACAGACAUCGGGAAUAAAUGCCUCACUGCCACCAGUCUCUUACACAAAGGCCAUCGACGUUUGGACGGGGGUAUGCCUGACCUUUGUAUUUGGUGCGCUUCUCGAAUUCGCCCUGGUGAAUUAUGCGUCGCGCAGCGAUAUGCACAGUGACAACAUAAAUAAAAAAUUCUCACCGAGUGAGAUGGAACACUCCUCCUCGGUCGAUCCAACAUCGGAGGUCCUCGACGCGGACGGUUCGGCGAAUUUCGCUAUGAAGCCUCUGGUCCAACACCCGGAGGAUACCAUGUCGAUGGAUAAGAUGCAGCAGUGCGAAAUACAUAUGCAACCGCGAAAAAAAAACUGCUGCAGGUCGUGGCUGUCCAAGUUCCCGACGAGGUCCAAGCGCAUCGACGUCAUCUCACGAAUUUUCUUCCCCAUCGUAUUCGCUAUCUUCAACCUGGCGUACUGGUCCACGUACCUGUUCCGGGACGAAGCGGAGGGCGAGUAAAUCUCGACGAGGAAGCGCUCGGAUCAAGGGAUGUGGUUCGCGGCCAUCCCCACCAUUAUUCCCACGAAAGAACACAUCGUUCGCGUCCUAAACAUCGACACUAUCACCAUCACCAACACAAUCAUCAACAUCAACAUCAGCAU
Messenger RNA from Vespa mandarinia (Asian giant hornet), 1754 nucleotides. RefSeq names its product glycine receptor alpha 1 (gene GluClalpha). Gene Ontology annotation, biological process: monoatomic ion transmembrane transport. The record is from RefSeq and is a predicted model, not a curated record. NCBI's taxonomy places the organism in Eukaryota, Metazoa, Arthropoda, Insecta, Hymenoptera, Vespidae. Gene Ontology annotation, cellular component: membrane. Gene Ontology annotation, molecular function: transmembrane signaling receptor activity; extracellular ligand-gated monoatomic ion channel activity.